AUGGCUUAUUAUACAUACAAUAAGUUCUUUAUAUUCCUUUUCCUUGGUGUCAUACUAAUCUUUGAUAAGGGCCUUCUUGCUAUUGGAAACAUUUUAUUUAUAUCUGGAUUAUCAUGUGUUAUUGGACCAAGGAGAACUCUGAGCUUUUUUUUCCAAAGACAUAAGAUAAAAGCCAGUGCUUCAUUUUUAGGAGGUAUUAUUGUAGUACUUAUGGGUUGGCCUAUUGUAGGCAUGAUCAUAGAAACGUAUGGUUUUAUAUUAUUAUUCAGUGGCUUCCUCCCAGUUGCUAUAAACGUUUUACGAAAAGUACCUGGUCUGAGAUUUAUUUUAAAUAUGCCAGGUAUAUCUCGAAUUGUAGAUUCAAUUGUAGGAGAUGCAAAUAGAACAACUGUAUGAUAUGUUUCUUAAUGUUAUCGCUCAAAUCAAUGUAUAUAAGAUCCACUAUUUUAUAUUACAUCCCAAGCUUUCCUGUCAUUCCACAGAUCUCUUUUUGUAUUGUAUAAAUAUCUAAUGUCAGCAGCAAAGUUCAAUU
Molecule: messenger RNA, 532 nt
Organism: Habropoda laboriosa
Lineage: Eukaryota; Metazoa; Arthropoda; Insecta; Hymenoptera; Apidae
Product: vesicle transport protein GOT1B
Exons: 4
Coding region: 1-396 (131 amino acids)
Biological process (GO): endoplasmic reticulum to Golgi vesicle-mediated transport; retrograde transport, endosome to Golgi
Cellular component (GO): endoplasmic reticulum; membrane
Source: RefSeq, a predicted model, not a curated record